Prorocentrum cordatum is the source of this 252-nucleotide messenger RNA. Lineage: Eukaryota; Dinophyceae; Prorocentrales; Prorocentraceae. The record is from the annotation of a GenBank genome assembly.
UUUAAGUUGUUUCAUAACGAUUCCACUGAUAUUUUAAACGAUAUCGAAGCCACAGUUGACAGACAGCUGUGGUGCACGGCAGCCAAGCACGAGUCAGCGGACGACCUUGCCGACGGUGCGGACAUGUACCAGGUCUGCCGUAAGCUCCGCAGGCUGCGCCCCGACGACGAGGGCGACAACUGGGCGCUCAACGCGGUGGUCGUCACGGGCGGCCAGUGGCCUCGUGAGCGCCUCCGCGCUGCGGGGUACCAG